AUGCGCGCAGGUUCAGAGGCAAAUGAGGAAAGAAGAAUGCGUUCCUUUACCAAGGCGUCUCGCGACACGCCACCUUGGCUGCACGCGAUCCUCAACGACUCGAAACCUCCACCUAUAUCGUACGCGUGGACCCUGGACAACCUAGGCUCGCAAGGCGCCCCCAGGUCGGGCCAGGCAUAUCUAUCCUCUGCUCAUAGGAAAUCCGAGUCUCGAAUCUUUGUCUUGGGCCUGGGAAAUCUCGGUAGACUGUAUGCCACAUGUCUGUCACAGCUGUCAAACCCCCCGCCCAUCACUCUUGUCGUGCAUCGACGCAGCCUUCUGGAGCAUUGGGCUUCUGAUCCAGGCAUCGAAAUGACGCGGUAUGGACACACCGAACGGCUCUCAAACUUUGACGUCGAGUGGUGGACUCCUGAGAAGCCAUCAGUCGGCCCUGUCCGAGAAGUCGUCGACGGCGGGCGAAUAUCGAAUCUCAUCGUUGCGACGAAAGCUCCAGCUGCAAUCCCAGAGGUCGACAGACUACGCCGCUAUCUCGACGGCUCGUCAACUGUCCUUUUUGUGCAGAAUGGCAUGAACAGGCUUUGGCCUCCGCAUGGGACUACCUAUUUCACAUGUCGGUAUCCGGACGGCCGUCAUCCCACCUUUCUCCACGGCGUGACCAUGCAUGGGGUGUUCUCAGAAGGUCCUUUCAAGAGUGUACAUGCUGCCCCGGCAGGCGUGGUUGUCGGGCCCGUAUGCUCGAGCGAUGAACAAGCCGAAAGGCCCAGCUAUCUCACCAGACUCAUCGCAACGGCACCUCAUCUAGCGGGUCAAGCAGUGCCUCGCCCGGAGCUCUGGAUACUGCAGCUCGAGAAGCUCGUUGUCAACAUGAUCAUCAAUCCUCUCACAGCCAUUUUGCGAGUCAGAAAUGGCGUCCUUUUCGCCGACCCAGACGGAAAGACUGUCAAGAUCAUGGACGAACUGCUUAGGGAGACAAGCGACGUCCUUCAGGCACUGAUCCAACACGAAAGCAGCCAGGAGAUCAUGAAGGACGGCAACAUGUCUGUUGAAUCCCUGGCACGCCGCCUCUCCACCCCGGCUUUGAGAGAGAUGUUACAUGUGGUUGGCGAGAAGGUGAAGUACAACAAGAGUUCCAUGUUCCAGGAUGUCGAGGCUGGCAAGCAGACCGAGAUCAGGGAAUUCAAUGGCUGGCUCAUCGAGACAGCAGGUUUCCUGGGCCAAGAUCUGGACGUGAGUCGGCACAAGGCCUUGGUCGAUCUCGUGGAGCAGGGUGUCACGCUUGACGAGUCUGAGCUGGGCAGGCGUCUGCUGCACCGCUGA
Cryphonectria parasitica EP155 is the source of this 1317-nucleotide messenger RNA. Its product is annotated as 6-phosphogluconate dehydrogenase C-terminal domain-like protein. The transcript is spliced from 2 exons. NCBI's taxonomy places the organism in Eukaryota, Fungi, Ascomycota, Sordariomycetes, Diaporthales, Cryphonectriaceae. Gene Ontology annotation, molecular function: NADP binding; 2-dehydropantoate 2-reductase activity. Gene Ontology annotation, cellular component: cytoplasm; mitochondrion. The record is from RefSeq and is a predicted model, not a curated record. The coding region runs from base 1 to 1317 and encodes 438 amino acids.